This is a messenger RNA of Caenorhabditis auriculariae, 2346 nucleotides long. Lineage: Eukaryota; Metazoa; Nematoda; Chromadorea; Rhabditida; Rhabditidae. The record is from the annotation of a GenBank genome assembly.
AUGACAAAUGGAAUAAAUCUUCCAGUUGCCACACUACCAUCAAAUCUCCGGCUAACCCCAGGAAUAAGACUCGGAGAAUACGUUUUGCACAAUCAGAAGUCAGUUUUGGAUUUUGAACGAGACUAUUUUUCCGCGAAUCUCUACCCAAAAAUCGAUUUUUCCUCCAGACGAUACCUGUCCUUUGUCAACUCAACCUACUCUUUCGGAAUCUCAUUCGCGUCGCUUGUUCGCCAGGAUUUCCUCGACAUUGUGUGAGCUAACAUGAGGAAUUAUCAGCGGGAAUAUUCACUACAGAUACAUCGAACCGGAACACUCGACGAAGCAGAUCAACCACCUUGAUUCGUUUUGUUUUAAGCCGCGCGAUGCUUGUAACGUUCGGACCUUUGGUGCGGCUGUCCUCCAGACGGCCUAUGUCCGUGAUUUUGGGAUUUUUUCGGUGUUCUUGUCAUUUUCUUCUUCUUCUUCCUAUGCCGUUGUACCGCUCGAGCGGCGUCGGCGCCCCAAGUCGAUUAGCCGAGGUCCUGAUACCAAUAAUAAUCAGUAGACUGGCUUUCUUAAACCCCUUGGUUGAGUCGAGGCGGGCAUCGAACUUGUGACCCUUUAGACCGUAGUCAGGAACACAACCUGUUGCGCUUCGGCGCGUCUCUUUUCUUGUCAUUUUAUGCUUUUAUAGUUAUAUUUUCCGACUAUUCUCUUUCCUCGAUUCAAUAGUAUAGUCCGUUUUUCGUGACUUGAAAAGCCUGGACUUCUCUGCGCCCUCCUCGUCUCUUGGUUUCUCUGACCUCGCCGGUUAGGGAACUUAGAGACGCAGACACCUGAAAACUGUCAGCACAGACUAUAUUUCAUCCGCAACGGCUUGAAACCGUCUAGCUCGUCUGCGCUCUCUUUUCCCUCGCCAAGAGGCUUAGAAUCGUGAGAGAAAGAGGGCCCAGAGAAGAGCGAUUUUCAAGCUGGCGGAUGAAAUGAAAAAUGAAAAAAUUUUUGAAGGAAGUGCAGGUUUAUGAAAGAAACCCGGUCCAAUUCUUUGAUUUCACCGAUUUGAAAAGUCGCGGUCGCAUGUGGAAUGGCUCAGUGCGUCGCGGUCGCCGUUUGCGUGCCGUUUUUCAAUUUUUAUGGAACCAAAGCGCAAGUCGUUUUUGGUCGGAUGCACCUUGACAAAGUCUCUUCCGCAACUUUGAGCCAUUCUUCAUGCGGCCAGCGACUUGUUUUUGAUGAUUUUUAUGCUAGCCUCAAGUCUUGCAGAAGCAAUCGAUAUUCAAACAGCCCGGCUAUUUCCGGAUCAGGGAGAACUUUUGGCACUCGGAAGCUUAUAAAGUGUAAGUUUCGGAUGAUUUUCUCCAAUUACGGGUUAUUUUUUCAUCUUAGAAACCACCGUCCUCUUAUCGCGAGGUUCAGAGCAAAACCAGAGGAUGACAGUAUGAUGGGAGUGGCGUAUUACGUUGGUGAGUUUGGGAUGUUGGAUGGAAAAUGCGCUCCAAGAAGAACUGAUUUUUUUGAAAAUGAAGAGAUCUCGGAGCUUGGAAACGCAAGCCGGACGCAUUCUAGGGAUCACUUAAGAGCACUGAUUCUACUAAAGUGAUCGCUAGAAAGGCCUCGAAACGUCCGGCUGGCUCGCAUUACCAAGAUCCGAGACUUGAAAAAAAAAAGAUUGACCUGAUAUCGAAAUAAUGCGUUGAAUUUCUGCUGCCAUUUUUUUUUUCUCAUUUUUCUGGCCUCUCUAAUGGUCGCAUACUCUUUUUCGUCUAGGAGCUUUAAGAAAAGCGAGAGAUCAUAGCGUCCUGAAGAGGCGUCAGAGAAAGAGAGUUUACUAAUUUAAAGUUCAUCCGAUUUAGUGGAGUUUUGAUUGAGCCUUUCUCCAGUUCAACCUAUAGAAUGAUAUUUCAUUUUUUGCCUAAAGGGGCGUGGCCUGUCUGGGCUCUCCACGAGCCAAGCUCUGUCUCGUGCAUGAUCGUAUCAGGACCUUUUUUCCGAUGGCUCAAGUCAGCCGUCAAUCAGCUUUACCACAACACUUGAAAAAUCAAAAAAACUAUCUUGGAUUGCUCAAAAAGUUGAAUUUUGGUACCUCCUAUGUAUGGCUGGGUGGCCUGGCGCAAGUGGUUUUCAGUCGGGGGAGCUAGAAAAUUAGGCGCUUUGCGACGGCGACGCUUUUAGCUAUUCCGUUCGGUCUCAAGAAAACGAAAAAUUGAGUGUAUUUCAUUCUGUUGAGGAGCCGUUCUGACAACGUUCGCGGCGUACUUCUUGCUUGAAGCCCUUGGCUACCAACUCUACAGAAGACGCGUCGUCGCCGCACAGCAACGUCGGAUGACCUUCUCCCGGACUACCCGUACUCAUACCAAACGAAAUUAA